Molecule: messenger RNA, 5544 nt
Organism: Myotis myotis
Lineage: Eukaryota; Metazoa; Chordata; Mammalia; Chiroptera; Vespertilionidae
Gene: FGFR1
Product: fibroblast growth factor receptor 1
Exons: 18
Coding region: 523-3084 (853 amino acids)
Biological process (GO): fibroblast growth factor receptor signaling pathway; positive regulation of kinase activity; positive regulation of cell differentiation
Cellular component (GO): signaling receptor complex; membrane
Molecular function (GO): fibroblast growth factor binding; fibroblast growth factor receptor activity; ATP binding
Source: RefSeq, a predicted model, not a curated record
GCCGCCGCGGGAAAGCCGCGGAGACUGAGCACUUUCCUCGGGUCCGAGGGGCGCCCCGCGGGGCGCACGGUGCCAGGACCGCAGCCGGGCACGCCGCGGCGCCGGGGCCCCUCUCGGAGAUGGAGCCCGGGCUGCCCGAAGCGUGAGGCGCCGCCGCCGGGUCUGGAGAGGGGGCCACAGGGUCUGGAGACCCCGGGCGCGGACGGAGCCCUCCCCCAGCCCCGCCUCCGGGGCACCCGCUUCGGCUCCAUUGUUCCCGCCCGGACUGGAGGCACCGGGCGCCGGGCGCCGCCGGGAGUCGAGAACCGGCCGCGGGGCUGUCGCGGCCCCGCCAGGAGCCCGGGGGCGGCGGCCGGAGCGGGGGACGCGGGCGCCCGCCCGCCCGAUCGAGCCACGGCGGACUCUCCAGAGGCGGAACCGCAGCGCCGAGUGAGAGUCAGCUUGAAAAGGAGGUUCAAGCUCAGGGCGGAGUCUCCAUGGAGGUGUGGAGCCUUGUCACCAACCUCUAACUGCAGAACUGGGAUGUGGAGCUGGAAGUGCCUCCUCUUCUGGGCUGUGCUGGUCACAGCCACACUCUGCACUGCCAGGCCAGCCCCGACCUUGCCUGAACAAGCCCAGCCCUGGGGAGCCCCUGUGGAAGUGGAGUCCUUCCUGGUCCACCCUGGUGACCUGCUGCAGCUCCGCUGUCGGCUGCGGGACGAUGUCCAGAGCAUCAACUGGCUGCGGGACGGGGUACAGCUGGUGGAAAGCAACCGUACCCGCAUCACAGGGGAGGAGGUGGAGGUGCGGGAUUCUGUGCCCGCUGACUCCGGCCUCUACGCUUGCGUGACCAGCAGCCCCUCGGGCAGCGACACCACCUACUUCUCCGUCAAUGUCUCAGAUGCGCUCCCCUCCUCGGAGGACGACGAUGACGAUGAUGACUCCUCUUCAGAGGAGAAAGAGACAGAUAACACCAAACCAAACCGUAUGCCCGUGGCUCCGUACUGGACGUCUCCAGAAAAAAUGGAAAAGAAACUGCAUGCAGUACCAGCUGCCAAAACAGUAAAGUUCAAAUGCCCUUCCAGUGGGACCCCUAACCCCACACUGCGCUGGUUGAAAAAUGGCAAAGAAUUCAAACCUGACCACAGGAUUGGAGGCUACAAGGUCCGUUAUGCCACCUGGAGCAUCAUCAUGGACUCCGUGGUGCCUUCUGAUAAGGGCAACUACACCUGCAUUGUGGAAAACGAGUAUGGCAGCAUUAACCACACCUACCAGCUUGACGUUGUGGAGCGGUCCCCUCACCGGCCCAUCCUGCAGGCAGGGUUGCCUGCCAACAAGACCGUGGCCCUGGGCAGUAAUGUGGAGUUCAUGUGUAAGGUGUACAGUGACCCACAGCCCCACAUCCAGUGGCUAAAGCACAUCGAGGUGAAUGGGAGUAAGAUUGGCCCGGACAACCUGCCUUAUGUCCAGAUCUUGAAGCUCCCUGUCUUCACAUCACAUGGGAGCAAAGUAUGGCAACAUCUCAGUGUUUGCCCAACUGACUGGCGUGUCGUUGGUUUGUUCCAGCAUUCGGGGAUUAAUAGCUCGGAUGCGGAAGUGCUGACCCUGUUCAAUGUGACAGAGGCCCAAAGCGGGGAGUAUGUGUGUAAGGUUUCCAAUUAUAUUGGUGAAGCUAACCAGUCUGCGUGGCUCACUGUCACCAGACCUGUGGCAAAAGCCCUGGAAGAGAGACCCGCAGUGAUGACCUCGCCCCUGUACCUGGAGAUCAUCAUCUACUGCACAGGGGCCUUCCUCAUCUCCUGCAUGGUGGGGUCUGUCAUCAUCUACAAGAUGAAGAGUGGCACCAAGAAGAGCGACUUCCAUAGCCAGAUGGCCGUGCAUAAGCUGGCCAAGAGCAUUCCUCUGCGCAGACAGGUAACAGUGUCGGCUGACUCCAGCGCAUCCAUGAACUCCGGGGUUCUGCUCGUGCGGCCCUCCCGCCUCUCCUCCAGCGGAACCCCCAUGCUGGCUGGGGUCUCUGAGUAUGAGCUUCCCGAAGACCCUCGCUGGGAGCUGCCUCGAGACAGACUGGUUCUAGGCAAACCCCUGGGAGAGGGCUGCUUUGGGCAGGUGGUGUUGGCAGAGGCCAUUGGCCUGGACAAGGACAAACCCAACCGUGUGACCAAAGUGGCUGUGAAGAUGUUGAAGUCGGAUGCAACAGAGAAAGACCUGUCUGACCUGAUCUCAGAAAUGGAGAUGAUGAAGAUGAUCGGGAAGCACAAGAACAUCAUCAACCUGCUGGGGGCCUGCACACAGGAUGGUCCUUUGUACGUCAUCGUGGAGUAUGCCUCCAAGGGCAACCUCCGCGAGUACCUGCAGGCCCGGAGGCCUCCUGGGCUGGAAUACUGUUACAACCCCAGCCACAACCCCGAGGAGCAGCUCUCCUCCAAGGACCUGGUAUCCUGCGCCUACCAGGUGGCCCGAGGCAUGGAGUAUCUGGCCUCCAAGAAGUGCAUACACCGAGACCUGGCUGCCAGGAAUGUCCUGGUGACGGAGGACAAUGUGAUGAAGAUCGCGGACUUUGGCCUCGCUCGGGACAUUCACCACAUCGACUACUAUAAAAAGACAACCAAUGGCCGACUGCCUGUGAAGUGGAUGGCACCCGAGGCAUUGUUUGACCGGAUCUACACCCACCAGAGUGAUGUGUGGUCUUUUGGGGUGCUCCUGUGGGAAAUCUUCACUCUGGGAGGCUCCCCAUAUCCUGGCGUGCCUGUGGAGGAGCUGUUCAAGCUGCUGAAGGAGGGUCAUCGUAUGGACAAGCCCAGCAACUGCACCAACGAGCUGUACAUGAUGAUGCGGGAUUGUUGGCACGCAGUACCCUCUCAGAGGCCUACCUUCAAGCAGCUGGUAGAAGACCUGGACCGCAUUGUGGCCUUGACCUCCAACCAGGAGUAUCUGGACCUGUCAAUGCCCCUGGACCAAUACUCUCCCAGCUUUCCCGACACCCGAAGCUCUACCUGCUCCUCGGGGGAAGAUUCUGUCUUCUCUCAUGAGCCGUUGCCUGAGGAGCCCUGUCUGCCCCGACACCCAGCCCAGCUUGCCAAUGGCGGACUCAAACGACGCUGACUAGCACCCCAGCACUGCCCUCCCCAAACUCCAUCAUCAGCUGUAACUCACCCAUCACUCCCCACAGGAUUCACUGCCUCCCCUUUGCCCCUUCCCUGCUGGCGGGAGCCAGCUGCCUACCUGAGGCCUUCACCCCACUGAGUUCGCCUCUCUUCCUCCUCCUCCUCUCAACCUGCUUAUGAGAGAGAGGAGUAGGGAGGCUGGUACUUGCUGAUGGCCACUCCGUUCCCUCCCCAAUGGUGGACCAAGACCCCUCCCCGCCACCUGGCACUGCCUAGAGGGGUGAGUGGGAGGUAAGCGUGCUGAGCAGGCAGGUUGGCGAGAGCUGACGGAGCUUUCUCGUGUUGGUUUUGUCUGCUUCACCGCCACCCAUAAGCCCUUGUGUUCCGGUAGCAGGUGCCUCGUCCUCAAGGCUACAGUAGUAGGGAGGGGAAGUCUCUGCUUCGGGCCUCGGUUGAAGGCAACCUCUGCUCCAGAGAGAUGGUGCCAUUGGCUUAUUAAUUCUGAUACUAAUUUGCUUUGCUGACCAAACACUUGGUACCAGAGGACAGGGAGGCGAAGGCUGGGAGCAGUGCCGUGGCCCUGGGGCCCAGCCCCAACUGGGGGCUUUGUACAUAGCUAUGAAGAAAACACAAAGUGUAUAAAUCUGAGUAUAUAUUUACAUGUCUUUUUAAAAGGGUUGUUACCAGAGAUUUACCCACUGGGUAAGAUGCUCCUGGUGGCUGGGAGACAUCAGUUGCUAUAUAUUAAAAACAAAGAAAAAAGAAAAAAAAAGGAAAAUGUUUUUUAAAAGGUCAUAUAUUUUUUGCUACUUUUGCUGUUUUAUUUUUUUAAAUUAUGUUCUAAACCUAUUUUCAGUUUAGGUCCCUCAAAUAAAAAUUGCUGCUGCUUCAUUUUUAUAUGGGCUGUGUGACAAGGGAGAGAAUGUCAACCAAAAAGGAGCAAAAAUGAUGGGCCCUGGUCUGUGUCUGUCCGGAGGGCCCUGCACAUUCCCUGCAGUUUCCUCCUAACCUCUUCCUUUUAGGUCCCGGACUGAGACCUCCGGACAAAACGCCCACUUCUUGGAUGCUUUUGGAAAGGCAGGAAAAGAAGACAUCUGCGUAGGGAGCAGGAACCUCCUGCCAGUGCACCAGAGGUGCCUGGGCCAAAGCCAAGAACCCCCCCCCCCCCCCCGCAGCCCUCAACCACAAAUUGUUUCCUCAGGGGAAACUGGUGGGGUCGGGCAGGUCAGAGGGUCAGAGAGGGAGCUGGGAGCCUCUCUCAGAAUAGCCAAGGCGUAGAACUAAAGAGGUGGAGGAAUGCUAAGGAUGAUUCCGACAGGGGCGUGCAGAAACUCAGACCCAGAUUUGCAUCUACGCCCUCUGUGUGCGUGUGGUUUUGCUUGUGCUGCUGUGGAAGGAGAAGCUUGUCACCUAGGACGAGGUCUACAUUAAAGUCCCUUGCUUCAUGUUUUCCAGCCUGCUCUGUGUUUGUGAUCCUCCCCCACACCAGUCCCCACGUGAUCAAACUGCAUGCGUUGGGACUAUCACAGAUCUUGGCUUCCUAUAGUUCUUCCUGUACAAACCCCACCCCCUCCCUCAGGAAGGGAAAAAUGCUCUAAAUGUUUAUGGCAGCUUGGAAAUUCACUUCCUCUGCCACCUGCUGGUCGUCUCUGCACUUGCCAAGUGUGUCCUGGCUCCUCUGAGCUCCGUGCUCAACCUGCUCCUGUGCAGAGUCUAGCCAGCGGUUCUCAACCUGUGGGUUGCGACCCCUUUGGCGGUCGAACGACCCUUUCACAAGGGUCUCCUAAGACCAUCCUGCAUAUCAGAUAUUUAAUUACAAUUCAUAACAGUAGCAACAUUACAGUUAUGAAGUAGCAACGAAAAUAACUUUAUGGUUGGGUCACCACAUGAGGAACUGUAUUUAAAGGGCCAGAAGGUUGAGAACCACUGCGUCUAGACCGAAAGCUUCUUUUUUUGCCGUACGGCUAAAUACAGAAGAAAGUUCACUGUGCUUUCAUUUCUGUAGAGAAAAUGGGAUUGCUGCCCUAUGUUCCUUUCUGAGCUAGCUGGGGGUUUUUUGGCAGCUGCAAUGUUGGCUACAAUUGUAAAUUAGUUCUCUUUCCUUGUGUCUCUGUAAAUAUGCAACUGUCAAUCUAUUACAGUUUGUGUUUAUGUUUAAUGAAGGCAUAAUUUGGUGAACAGAGCCAGGAAAUGAAUUUUAGCUCUUAAAAACAUUUGCUUUCAGACCUUAUAGUGGUAUCUUUCCUUGUAAAAUAGGGAUGAUCAUUUCUGCCUUGGUCCUUGAAGCAAUGUUGUGAGAAUGGAUGAUCUAUGAAGGGCUUUAUAUCCCUGUGGGAGAGGUGCUAGAGAAAUAUAUAAGGCACUAUUAUAAGUGAUGUCUUUGUUGUUACUACUCAAAUCACCCACGGAUUUCCCCAGAGACUGAGCCUGGCUGUCUAAUAAAAGAUAGUGAAAUUGA